AUGGCGGCGGAGCUGCUGAAGCGGAGCUACCAGGCUUCUGAGUCUGCGCCGCGGCCCUUCGUGAUGCGGUCCACGCGCCAGGAGGUGCCGUGGACGCCGGGCAUGGCCUCCAAGAGCCCCGUGCUCGCCCGCAUCGCCGAGGGCGCCAAGGGGCUGCCGGACAGCCUGCAGGCGAACAUGGACGAGCACGGGCGCAUCGUCUUGGACGACCUCCAAUUCGGGCCGGAGGCGCUGGCCACCCUUCUCGCCUUCUGCGCGGGCGAGGAGCUGGACCUCCGCGCCCUGACGGCCGCGCAGCGCGUGGAGGCGUGCCGCUGCGCCGACUUCUACGACAUGUGCGCCAGCUACCGCAGCAGGGUGGGCGCCGCGCUGCUCACCACCCUGGAUGGAGAGUCCGCGGACGCUACGGAGAUUGACUUCACCAUGGUUCCGCUCACGCUCGGGCCCCUCGUGCAGUCGGUCAGCAUCUCGAACGUGACGAUCCGCAACCUGACCCUGGCGCGCUGCCACAUCGGCGCAGCGUCGUUCCGAGACUGCAACAUACAUAGAGAACUGCACCUUCGAGGCCUCGGUCAGCACCACGACGCUCGCGGUGGAGGGCUGCAGCCUGCAGCAGUUCCGCUGCUGCUCGCACUGCGCGCAGGUGGUGACCUUCUCCGCCUCGCGCGUGCAGGACUGCCGGCUCCGCGGCGGGAAGGAGGUCAAAUUCGAGGACUGCACGCUCACCGACGUCCAGCUCGCCCAGGACGAGAACGACUGCAGGGACUGGACCUUCGAGAUGUCGAGGUGCAAGGUCACCAGCUUCAUGGAGGUGCCCGCGAGCAGUGUGGUCCUCUGCGACGUCUCCUUUGGCAUGGGCUGCCGCCUGACUGGUGGCCGGGACGUUAA
Molecule: messenger RNA, 888 nt
Organism: Prorocentrum cordatum
Lineage: Eukaryota; Dinophyceae; Prorocentrales; Prorocentraceae
Source: the annotation of a GenBank genome assembly